Messenger RNA from Microstroma glucosiphilum, 2700 nucleotides. RefSeq lists its product as hypothetical. The transcript is spliced from 3 exons. The record is from RefSeq and is a predicted model, not a curated record. Lineage: Eukaryota; Fungi; Basidiomycota; Exobasidiomycetes; Microstromatales; Microstromataceae. Bases 1 to 2700 code for a protein of 899 amino acids.
AUGUCGCUUGUCGAGCUUCCGACGACCAGGACCAGGGCGCGGCGAGUGCAGGGAGUUGGUCUCCCUACUCAACAGCAGAGGCGGCGCUCUCCGACCAAACACCACAGAGCGGAUGUUGAGCCAAGGCGGGCCAGUCUCGAGCAAGGCGAUGGCAUUUCCCAAUUCACGCCCGCUGAUGGGCAAGACAAGCUCAGAGAAGCACUGAGAAGGUCUGCUUCCGCCGUCUCUCCACCUCACGCAAGCGACAGCGGCUCAAGCAGGGCGGCAGCCAACCGCUUCCAGGCAGCAGUCUCGCCCGUGAGGUCGCGAAGGAGACUAGCAGCGACAGAGGAUACGGAUUGUGCGAAAGCAAUAAACGUCUCGGAUUCACUUUCCAAAGGGGAAUCAGAGCGAGGUUCUCACGGCUCGGACAUCGACACACCAUCCUUCUGCGGACCCUCAAAGAAUCCUAUCCUCGCCCGCAGGGUGACUGCCGCCAGCAACAAAGCUGCUGCUGGCGUCAAUCAAGCAAGUCUCACGUUACCUAUCUCCUUUACGGAGAGUGCCGAAAAGGCCACAAGCUCUAGUGUGGGUUCGAGUAGCCAGAAGCUCGAGAAGUCCUCCUCACCUGUGACCUCAUCUUCACCAGCAAGGCGACCACCCAUGGCGACUCGCACCUCGGAUGAGCGUUUGGCUGAGAUCCGCGCCAGACUUACAAAAGCAACGGAGAACGCAGCAGGCGAAAGGCAAAGAAGAGACCUAGCAGAUGCUGACGUGGUGCGGCGCCGGACUCGUAGAACAUUGCUGGAUCAGGAGGAGAAUGCGACACAUGAUGAGCCCUCUCCGAGAGGACACAGCGAAGAGCGAUCCCGCGUCGGUGGAACCUCGUCAUCAGCCAGGCGUGUGUUGGUUGCUGCUAGCGCAAGCCCAAGAGUUUCACUAGGGAGAAACGAGCCUAUCGAGGCUUCUCAGACCCCUCCUCGCACGCGAAGAUCAGAUCGAGAAGCUGAUACGAUCGACCAAGAGCUUGACGGGUCCCCGCGGCAAAGCACAACACUAAGGUCACGUACACGGCCUGCGCUGUCCCGAGUUAGCUCUGACGAGAGUCAUAGCUCUGACACAUCUGAUCAGCAUUUGCAAGUCAAGAGGCCUUCAUUGCAACAUCGGAAGUCCUCAGAGGAUGGCACUCGUCGACCCUUUUCAACAGUCAAUGCUCUCGAUACUGCAUCUCCUCGCCGGCGGCGGAAUGAGAAAGAAGUCGAUGACGAGCAGACUGAUCAAAGUUCCCCACGACGAGGUGCGAACAACGUCUCGCCUGCACUGGCUUCACUGGAAGCAUCCCUGGCUCGCUUGGGAGCUCGCAGGACAAAUCAGCAAUCUGGCCAGGACGAACCAGUCACACGGGACCGUUCCACACCUUCCAGGAGAGAGAGGUUGUCCGACACUACACAACAUUUGACAGUGGCCACACCCGACGAGUCUCCGAAACUUAGAACGAGUAUAGGAAGACAUCAAGAUCGUCUCCUCGAUAGUGAGAAGGGUGCAGACCAAGCCGGCAACUCUCCACGCAAGGAGGUACCCUCUACCCUCCCGCUGGUCUCCCCAUCCAGCAAGCCGGGUAUGACUUUUCUCGAGAGAGCGCGGGCGGCGAGAGCGCGAGCACAGACCUCGGCAGCCGAAACACUGGCAAAGCAAGAAGCCGAAGAAGCCGCAGCUCGCGCUAGAGAGAAGCAAGAAGCGGAGCAAGCCGAAAUCGAGAAAGUUCGCGAGGAAGAGGCUGAGCAACGGCGACUGCAAGCACUCAAGAAGAUCAGUCGUCGCAGAACCCUACAGGCUAUCAGAGACGCUCCUCCGGGACAGGCUUCGGAGGAUGAAGAGGACGAAGCGAGGGUGGAGAGAGAGGUGACACCGAUGUCGGAACGAGAGUCGUCACCUGAGCUGGGCGACAAUAGCGAAGCUCUGGCACGAGUAGCGAGAGCUGAGCGGAGCGCUCUCAGACUGCAGCGCGGAAGGUCUAUGCACUCCCCUGCGCCCCCCCAUCGGUCUCUUGAAGCUGCUGAGAAAUCAAGAGAGCCGUCAGAAGGGAUCAGUGGCAGAACAGACGACCACCGAACCGCUAUAACGGACGCGGCCUCACUGCGCAGACGAGUGUCCGCAGGAGGAGCACGAGUCUCUUCCAUCAGCCGCAUGGACAGCAUUAACCGCAUGGAGAGUCUCGCUGCUCCCUCAGAGGGCAUGCUCAAGGGCGUCGUAGUCCUCGUAGACAUUCGCGACCGCGACGGGAACGACAUGUCCUCCCCGUGUGGAAAGCUACUGAAGGCUCACGGAGCCAAAGUAGCUUCUCGCAUUCCCUCUGCUGAAUCGAGGAGGACCUUGACGCAUAUCGUGUGGAAAAAUGGGACGCCCAGUACCCUCAGGUACUUCAAUGGGCUCGACGCUGGAAAGAAGCCGUUGAUCGUUAUGCCGUCCUGGGUUGAUGGAUGUCUGCAAGAGGAUCGUAAGAUUGCAGAAGAGCCGUAUCUCGCAGAAGUCGGGAAGAGCACAUUGUGGCAGCAGCGACGCGGUCCCGCUGACAAGAAGGAGGUCACACACCGUCCGACGAUCAUCGCAGGGGACAGCAGUUUACUCGAAAAAAGCAUCAAAGAUGCCUUACAGGCCAUUUUGGCACAUGCUCCUUUGGAGCCCAGUCCGCUCAGGACCGCCCUUUACCUGGAUCUGUAG